AUGUAACUCUCCAGGAAUGAGGUUAAAAGUAAAUUCGUUAGUGUUGAUGUUGUUUUUUUUCAUUGCAAAAAAAGUAGCUGUUCUUUGUAAAUAAUAACCUUAUAUAUAUUGGUGACAUUGCCACUGUUUAACAAUGUUUCACAAAGGUGGUGAUGGAAAACCCAAGGGCUUUGGAUUUGAAGGGUUUGCCCUAAACAAAAAGCCAGAUGAUCCUGAGUUGAAAACGCCAUCAGGGUUUGCUGGGGUUCCAGGUAUGGCAGGGAAUGCUGCCUCUUUGUUCCCCGGGCGAGUUUCAUAUGGCCACGCCUACUCGAACAGCAUCGGGAAGAGAAGAGUGAGGAGCGAAGAAGAGUAUUUUGAUGAUGAUGAUGAUGAAAAUGCUAGUAUUGAGUACCUACCCGCCCCUGGAAGUCCCGGAACAGACAAACCUAAAGAACCGGAGGAUGACAGUGAAGAUGAACUGGAUGCUUUUAUGAACAACUUACAGAAAGAAAUUAAAGGAGAUCAAACUACUGAAGAGGAGAAACCUGAUGGUGCAAAGGAUAAGAAAGAAAAAGGGUCUCGUAAUGAUAUAGAUGAGGAGGAUGUACAGGAAUCGUAUUUCCGCUACAUGGAAGAAAACCCCAUGGCUGGCGUAGUGCUAGAUGAAGAUGACGAUGUUGAUUACGACAGUGACGGAAACCCCAUAAUGAAAGAUAAAAAGAUUAUUGAACCUCUUCCCCCUAUAGACCACUCAGAUAUCGACUAUGACCCAUUUGUACGGAAUUUUUAUAAUGAGCACAGUGAAGUGACACAGCUAACAAACGAUCAAGUGGAUGACCUGCGACGCACACUGGGAAUCAGGGUGUCUGGGGUAGACCCACCGAAGCCAGUGAGCAGUUUUGGACAUUUUGGUUUUGAUGAAGCUUUAAUAGGUGCAAUCAGGAAAUCCGAAUACACACAGCCUACACCCAUCCAAGCUCAGGCUGUUCCAAUUGGUUUGUCUGGACGAGAUAUUAUUGGUAUUGCUAAAACUGGCAGCGGAAAAACAGCAGCAUUUAUUUGGCCACUUCUAGUACAUAUAAUGGAUCAGAAAGAACUUAAGCCAGGUGAUGGACCAAUUGGGUUGAUACUAGCACCAACACGAGAGCUGUCACAACAGAUUUAUUCGGAAACUAAAAAGUUUGGCAAGGUGUACAACAUCCGUGUGGUAUGUGCGUAUGGCGGGGGCAGCAUGUGGGAGCAGACGAAGGCGUGUCAAGAGGGAGCCGAGAUCAUCGUGGCCACUCCAGGUCGAUUGAUAGACUUGGUUAAAAAGAAAGCCACGAAUCUUCAACGAGUUACCUACGUGGUUUUUGAUGAAGCUGAUCGAAUGUUCGACAUGGGUUUUGAGCCACAAGUGAGAUCAAUUGCUGAUCAUGUGCGGCCGACAAGACAAACCAUGUUGUUCAGUGCUACGUUCAGAAAACGAGUGGAGAAACUGGCACGUGACAUUUUAGCGGAUCCCAUUCGAGUCGUGCAGGGGGAAGUUGGGGAGGCUAAUGAGGAUGUGAAACAGUAUGUUGAGAUUUUGCCGCCAGGUCCCGCCAAAUGGACGUGGUUAGUUAAGAGACUUGUACAGUUUACAUCAAUUGGCAGUGUGCUGAUUUUUGUAACAAGAAAGUUAAACAGUGAAGAACUUGCAGCGAAUCUGAGGGCGAGGGAUUUUGAAGUUGGUCUGUUACAUGGAGAUAUGGACCAGAACGAGAGGAAUAAUGUCAUAACAGCCUUCAAGAAGAAAGAGAUGCCCAUACUGGUGGCUACAGACGUGGCAGCAAGAGGUCUCGACAUCCCCCACAUCCACACGGUGGUCAACUACGAUGUUGCGCGAGACAUCGACACACACACGCACAGAGUGGGAAGAACGGGAAGAGCAGGACAGACUGGCUAUGCCUACACAUUGAUAACAGAGAAGGACAAGGAGUUCGCACCACAUUUAGUACGCAAUCUGGAAGGAGCCAAUCAGCACGUCCCUAAUGCUCUUAUGGAGUUAGCCAAUCAGUGUAGUUGGUUUAACAAUACCAGAUUCAAGAAGGGCAGAGGAAAACAAAUAGCAAUUGGCGGUAAAGGACUUGGUGUGAAGGAGAGGCCUGGUUUGGGUUCGGAAAAUAGCACGCGGUUACAAGAGUCGACGAGCUACAGUAGUUUCCGACCUGCGAUCGGAUUAAGCACACACAGUGAACGUAUGCAUAACAUGAGGCAGGCGUUUUCCGCCCAGUUCAAGUCAAACUUUGUGGCUUCCAAAGAAGAGGGACCUGUUAAAAAAGUGGGUGUGGAGUUACCGCAGUCAGAAUCGAAACGGAGAAAGAGAAGUAGAUGGAACUGAAUAGCGAGAAAUGUUUUAAUAUAUUACUGUGACGUUAGUACGUUAUCGACAGUCUGUUGGUUAGUUCACUGGGAUCAGCAUUGUGGACGAGUCGGUGUGAAUAAGAUGUCAGAACAUAGAUCUACUGGAAUGAAAAAACGGCUCAGCCUGACUAAUUGUUAAAUUAGCCAAUUCCUACAUUUUAUGCAAAGUGACUACAACCUUUAGUACUUUGACUGCUAAAAAGUUUUUGAAUUAGUCACUUUUCAAUAAUAAAAAAACAAAUUCUAUAUAUCUGAAAAUUGGCUAAAGCAAAAUUCUUUUCAUUGUGACCCGUGUGAAAGUCAGUUGUUCAUCAAUGAUGCUGUUUCAAGGAACUGUGUUGUGCUGAAUGCCUGUUUUAACGUGGUUUAAACAUGUUCCGAUAAGCAUCAUCUUGGACUUGGCAAACUUAAUCGUACAUUGGUGAACAUUUACAGAAUGAUGGCCUCGUGUGUUAUUUUUAUUUGUAGACUUUGCCACCGAUGGAAAGUGAGAAAGACCUGGCAGAUGCAAUAGAUAUCUUGUGUAUUGUUAUCUUCAAUUCAUGAUAUACGUUUGUUGUUUGGAUAAAAACAAAGACUGAU
Gigantopelta aegis is the source of this 2949-nucleotide messenger RNA. RefSeq names its product ATP-dependent RNA helicase DDX42-like. The coding region runs from base 134 to 2344 and encodes 736 amino acids. The transcript has 21 exons. The record is from RefSeq and is a predicted model, not a curated record. Gene Ontology annotation, molecular function: RNA helicase activity; nucleic acid binding; ATP binding. Lineage: Eukaryota; Metazoa; Mollusca; Gastropoda; Neomphalida; Peltospiridae.